CACACCGGUCGUUGUGUCAAAAACAUGGCGGCUUUCAGUAAGUAUCUGACGGCGAAAAACUCCUCUAUAGCAGGUGCUAUUUUGUUGGUUUUAUACCUGCUGAAACACAGAAGACGGACGCCAAAACAGAACGGUAGAAAAGGAGGCUCAGAUCUAGUGCUGAACACUGAGAAAGAUGCCCGGAAAGACCGUGCAGCAGUGGACAAGGUUUUCUUCUUCCGAAUCCUCAGAAUUGUGCGGAUCAUGGUACCUCGAUUUUUCUGCAAGGAGACUGGGUACCUUAUCUUUAUCGCUGCCAUGUUGGUGGCCAGGACCUACUGUGAUGUAUGGAUGAUCCAGAACGGCACCAUGAUUGAAAGUGCUAUUAUCGGUCGCUCAACAAAAGAUUUCAAGACCUUCUUGUUCAGCUUUAUCAAAUUCAUGCCACUUAUAGCUCUGGUGAACAACUUCCUGAAGUUGGGUCUAAAUGAGCUGAAGCUGCGGUUCCGUGUGAGGCUCACAAAGAACUUGUACGACCAGUACCUGCAAGGUUUCACCUACUACAAAAUGGGAAACCUGGAUAACCGGAUAGCCAAUGCAGACCAGCUGCUGACACAGGAUGUGGAGAAAUUCUGCAACAGUGUGGUGGACCUUUACUCCAACCUCAGCAAGCCUUUGUUGGAUAUUGGUCUGUACAUCUUCAAGCUAACAAGUGCCAUUGGUGCUCAGGGCCCAGCCAUCAUGAUGGCUUACCUGCUGAUCUCAGGGCUGUUCCUGACCAGACUGAGGAGGCCCAUUGGUAAGAUGACAGUCACAGAGCAGCGCUACGAGGGAGAGUACCGCUACAUCAAUUCUCGCCUCAUCACUAAUAGUGAGGAGAUUGCCUUCUACAAUGGGAACAUGAGGGAAAAACAGACCAUUCAUGGCACAUUCAAGAAACUGGUGGACCACUUGCAUAACUUCAUCUUCUUUCGCUUUUCCAUGGGAUUUGUGGACAGCAUAAUUGCCAAGUACCUGGCCACUGUGGUGGGCUACCUGGUGGUUAGCCGGCCAUUCCUAAACCUCUCACACCCCCGGCACCUGUAUAGCUCACACUCUGAGCUGCUGGAGGAUUACUACCAGAGUGGGAGGAUGCUCCUGAGAAUGUCCCAAGCCCUGGGCAGGAUUGUCCUGGCUGGCCGAGAGAUGGCCCGCCUGUCUGGAUUCACAGCUCGCAUCACAGAACUGAUGAAAGUGCUAAAGGAGCUGAAUUCUGGCAAAUAUGAACGCACAAUGGUCUCCCAGCAGGAGAAGGAAUCAGACGCUGCAGAGAAACUCAUACUGGUACCUGGAAGUGGUCGAAUUAUCAACAGAGAUAACAUCAUCAAAUUUGACCAUACCCCACUAGCAACACCUAAUGGAGACAUCUUGAUCAGUGACCUUACAUUUGAGGUGAGGUCUGGCACUAAUGUUCUUGUGUGUGGACCAAAUGGCUGUGGAAAAAGCUCUCUGUUCAGAGUGCUCGGGGAGCUGUGGCCUCUGUUUGGUGGAAACUUGACAAAACCUGAGAGAGGCAAGCUCUUCUAUGUUCCACAGAGACCCUACAUGACUCUGGGUUCUCUGAGGGACCAGGUAAUUUACCCUGACACCUAUGACGAACAGAGGAGGAGAGGCAUCUCUGAUCAGGUGUUGAAGGAAUACCUGGACAAUGUUCAGCUUGGUCACAUCCUGGACAGGGAGGGCUCCUGGGACUCAGUCCAGGACUGGAUGGACGUCCUCAGUGGAGGAGAGAAGCAGAGAAUGGCUAUGGCCAGACUGUUCUACCACAAGCCCCAGUUUGCCAUUCUGGAUGAGUGCACCAGUGCAGUGAGUGUAGAUGUGGAGGAUUACAUCUACAGCCACUGCAGAACGGUGGGCAUCACCUUGUUCACAGUGUCUCACAGAAAGUCUCUGUGGAAGCACCACGAAUAUUAUCUCCACAUGGACGGGAGGGGGAACUACGAGUUCAAGCCCAUCACAGAGGAAACUGUGGAGUUUGGCUCAUAACAGACUGCUGACAUUAGCCACAAAUGCACUGCUCGAAUAAAACCAGUCCAUUAAUUCUUUGCACUCAAGACAGAAGUUAUAGCUAAAACUAGAAAAUAUUUUAAAUAAUUUGUUUUCUGUUAUUUAAAGCAUCAUUAGUCUAAUCAUAUAUUUCUUCGGUGUGAUUAUAAAAAACCUGUACUUUAUAUUGCCAUCUUCUAGGUUGUGUUUACACAUGUAAGAGAUGUCUGAGUGAAGGUGCAAGUAUACUAUAUUCUGUUUUAAUCAUCUCUACACAUGUGAUCAUAGCUUGUAACAGUAACAGAGGUUAGCCUGUGCCCAUGAGCUUGAUACCACAGUGGUCUUUGAGGCAUCGUGUCUCACAAUGAACUGUGUCCUGCACAGAAUACUGUAUGCAUGCUUCGCUGAUGUCCACUGACACUGGUGAUGCUCCCGGCUGCCUUGUACGUUUCUUAUUAAAACUCUCCACAGCUGACAGAAUUUGACAGCAACUGAGGCUUGCAAUCAUGAUAUCUUAAAAUAACAAUAGUAAUGCAGUAAAAGAGUAAGUCUUUUUAUUGUGACUGUAAUUCCCAGUGAAACUGUUAAUUAUGUCAUCACUUCCAAGCUGUUAGCAUAUGAUUACAACAUACUUAUCCAGGAAAAAUGGUGUUUAAAAAUUGUCAUGUGAGUCUACUUGCUUCCUCUGUCAUUCUUGCUGUCCCUGUUCCUGGCUCUUUUUCUUGACGCAAAUUACUGUACAAGCCACUUAAAUACUGUAUUCCAUGAAGUAAGGAAAGUUGUUUUUCUGAGAUAAUAAGACAUGGAAAUCGUUGUGAUGAGAAAACAAGUCUGAUUAUCUUUACCAUAUAUCAAAUCAGUAUCUUUGGAAAAUGGGCUUUAAAGUUAAACUAGAAAGACACUAUAUGAGCACCAAUUGUUGUCAAGGUUAAGGAAAAAUGACGUGAUCACAUGAUAAGACCACAGCUGCUCUCUGUCUCUGUAGCUUUAGGACCAACAAUGCUCACUGGAACCGAAUUAACUUUUUCAAAGACAGCUCCAUACUGAGCUGCUUUAGGUUUUGAAGUGCAGACAGGUAGACAUGACAGUAAGCCUCUUGUGUAAAAUCUGAGUAUUCUCAUGGAAAGACAGCUCUUUAGCGUGUGACUGAGGGUCCUGCAAGGUAGCCCUAAUCCAUGAUCAUCCUACCUACAUGUCACUGUCUUUUGCGGCUGUCAAAGGGAACAAGAACAUAUCAGUCACUCAGGCAUUCAGUAGUGACUAUUCAAUAGUGUUGAAAACAUGAACUCACUAGAGGGAAAAUUGUCUCCUAAGAGACCCUAAGAAAAUCUUAAACAUGACUGUUAUGGUGACUGAUGCUAGGAAGACCUCUGAGGAAUGUUCAAAAUAUAAGAUCAGUUAUGUAACAAAUUUGUGUGCGUGAUUUCUAGCAAAGAACCCUGAAGUAUGAUGGUCCUGCAUUACUGCUAGCUGCCAGGGUGCUGGGCUUGAGGCCUGGUCACACCAACAUUGAAAUAUUCACACUUUGGAACAAGAUCAGGUCAUUGUUCAACUACGACAAACACUAUCAAGCUGUUGUGGAAAUACUGAGCUUUGUGGGGAACCAAAUGGAAGAGCAUACAAAAAGUAGGAAGCUAUAAGAUAUUAACCAUGUUGCAUCAUCAAAUUUUAUAUAACCUUCCUCUACAAUAGACGUUCUGGUACUGCAUGGUCAGCAGCUGAUUCAAAAAACUGCCUUUAAUGAAUUUUGCUGUGCCACUUUGAUCUGACCAGGUUUAAAGAUACAAGGUCAUGGACUGACUAAUGAUUAAACAUUUAAUAUUUAACAAGAAAGCUGUAACAAAGAGGGAUCACUUCAACAUUUAUUUUCAAUUCCAACAGUUCAUGAAUUUGUUUGCCAAACAUCAUUUUUUGCCUUUUUAUCCCCUGAAGGUUUAUUUUAGGGAAAAGUUGUGAGAUUGUAAUCGUUGGAAUCAACUCUAUUUUGCUCUUGGGGUUGAGCUGUAGUUGAGAGACAUAACACAGUAAGGAAACAACACAAUGCAAUUUUAUUUUAUAAGUUAAAAAUCUUCAGCUCCAGUCACAUGCUUGUUGUCCACCCAUGUGUAAUAUUCCCUAGUUGCUGAGUUGCAUUCUACUGUUUUUCCCUUGGCCUGUGGAUCCAUGGUGCCUGAAUUAUGAAGACAUGGGGUCUGUACAGAACAACAGAAUCAUUAUUAUUAAGCAUUUUUCUUAUUAUAAUCUGACUACUAACCAUGCCAUUUAUGUAAUUCUAUUAAAAUGUAAUGUAUAUUUCUUUGGUGGUGGGAUUUGAAAUUCUUUACUUUUGGAUGAUUACGUUAAUCACAGAUUUUACGUGAGCUCUGAGACAAAGGGGAUACGAGCUAAAGUGCAAUGAUGGCUUCUGUCAGUUGAUCACUGGUACAAUAUGCAGAGCCUUUCCUGGCCUUUCUGCCAUUAUUCAACACCUCUCUGUUCUGUCGCACUAAUAUUCUGUAUCUUUAUUUUGAAAAUAUAAGGAGCCUCAGCAAUACUCAUUGUUUUAUACAUAUAAUGAUACUGU
This is a messenger RNA of Chelmon rostratus (copperband butterflyfish), 4567 nucleotides long. RefSeq names its product ATP-binding cassette sub-family D member 3. The transcript has 23 exons. Gene Ontology annotation, cellular component: peroxisome; peroxisomal membrane. Bases 25 to 2004 code for a protein of 659 amino acids. Lineage: Eukaryota; Metazoa; Chordata; Actinopteri; Chaetodontiformes; Chaetodontidae. Gene Ontology annotation, molecular function: long-chain fatty acid transmembrane transporter activity; ATP hydrolysis activity; ATP binding. Gene Ontology annotation, biological process: very long-chain fatty acid catabolic process; peroxisome organization; long-chain fatty acid import into peroxisome. The record is from RefSeq and is a predicted model, not a curated record.